AUCCAUCCAUCCAUCCAUCCAUCCCAUCCGUCCCAUCCGUCCCAUCCCAUCCAUUCCAUCGGCCUCUUCGCAUCAACCCAUCAACCCAUCCACAUCCCCCAUCUCGAUCCCCACUCACACCCACCUAUACCCUCCCGUCCUCUUCUUCUCUCCUUCUCUCCUUCCCUCCUUCCCUCCUUCCCUCCCUCCGCCCCUCUUCCUGCAAGAGACCCUCUGUCCCUGCAGCCGCUUAAAGACACCUCCGCAUGCCACUCUACGCGUCAUUACCCUCUCCCUCCUGAGCAACCACUGUUACCGCCGCUAUUGUCCCUACCACUCCUACCACACUCCCAUCAACCAAAACACACACGGACUGGCUGUGGAUCUGGUUCAUGACCAAACAAAGAUAGAACCACCAUGCCAGCCACCCCUCCCGUACAGCCGCGUCGCAACAGCAUGCGGACGCGCAUCGCCUCCGCCGCCGCCGCCGCCGCCGCCAUCAGCUCACAGUCCAACCCCGACUCUGCCAGGUCAGGCACAAGAGCCCAGCAACAACAGACUCAACAGGCGACGUCCCCACAACCAAGCUCCCCAACAGCUGCACGGAAAACAUCACAGCCAAUAAUCCAACACUCUCGACCAGGACGCCCACGCAAGGAACCCGUGCCAGCUCCAUUGGAGGAUCCAGACAAGCCGAGAAAGGGCCGCGGGAGACCUCCAAAGACCAGAGAAGCAUCUACAGAGCCUACAACGCCUCCAGCAUCUGGAUCAUCGUCUGCGGAGCAUGAUGCGCAAUCGCCGCCACCGUCAUCACCAUCCGCCAAGAACAAGGACAAGGAUAAAGAUAUGCUAAUAGACAUUGACAAGGAAGACUUGUCUUCGACUUCACAGCCUGUCACGAGAGCAUCUAGCGCUCAGCGACAGACUAGGCAACAAUCGGCUAGUGCACCCAAGGAGACCGACUACUUUUCAAGGCACAGCAACGAUAACAGCAGUAGAAACGGCAGCAGCGAAGCACUCGAGCAGUCGAGAGAUCGUGCAGAGUCCAAUCAUUCUAACGGAGACCGCGAGAUCGAGGAAGUCUCCAGCGAGUCAGAGAACGGGGAUGGUGACGCAGAAUCGGACGACGAUCACCAGGAAAGGGAAUCCACGAAAGAAAAGCAGCCAAAGACCACCUCGGCGCCCUUCAGGAGACGAUUGAGGUCCAGUAGACUGAUGCCGAGUGUUGCGGCCCAUUUGGCCGUAGACAGUACCGGGCUAGGCGUAGAUCACAUCAUGGACGAAUAUACCGAGGAGCAGCAGCUACUACAAGCCAAUACCAAUGCAGCAGAGGCGCUCACGCGGCUUUUUCGUCGAGGCAUUGUGGAAUCAGAGGGUUUGCACCCAGACAUGGUGGAUGCGCAGGAUUACGAGCUAAUCAGACAUACGUUUGGAGAUAUCGAGGAACUAAAUUUCAAUGAGGCAGAGACAUUAUCAGCACCCGAUGAAAGCAGCACCGAGGAUGACGAGCUCACAAGGGAACUAAAGAGAAAGCACCGGAGAGGAAAGCGGGAACUGAUGGACACCUCUGCAGAAUACAAGGCGGUCAAACAAAGUAUGGCGAUCAAGUUGAGUGCCCAACUGGACGCAGAAGAGGCCCAGAUCAAUGCUGGAACCCAUCCCGACCUUUUGGCAGAGCUUAAGGCGAUCGAGAACAGACGAGAGGCACGAGCCAGGGUUAUGAAGGCUCAAAAGGACUACGUCCAGCGAAUGUGGGAUAUCAACUUUCAGGCUGUGUGCAAAGCAGCGCACGAUCAAUACCGCGUCGACAAGGAUGCAGCACGAAGAAACAUCAUAGAGCUGGUGCAGAAGCGGAUGAACCGAAUCAGGCAGGAAUUGGCACAGAGCAGGAUAGCAGAAGGAAAACCACCUAUGCGACGCUUGACCUAUGUUCGGACCGUAGAUGCCGCCGAAUACGAUUCUUGCGGCGAAAGCUGCUCCAGCUACGACUCGUACACCAGCUCAGGAUCAGAUUGCAGUGAUUGUGAGAUCUGCAGGCCGACUCCGCAGCUGCAGAUUCCUCAACUAAAAAAACCAAAAGGACUUAGCCGCAAGGAAAUCGCCGUCGAUCUUGGAUUCUUGUAUCCAGAAUUGGGUCCCAGUAAUUCUCGUCGCAACCCGCCCGAUGAUACUACUCCAUCUCGUGAUCGGCCAGGAUUGUCUCGGCAGUACAGCUCUGACGGCGAAGAAUAUUCUCAUCGACAGAAAAAUGGCCGUAACCAGCAGUACAUGAUCGAUCGCCUAAAUGACGAGAGGCGCAGGAAACGGCGGGUGUUAGACCGGGAGAUGCAGAACAAGGUUAUCUACACCAACCACACAGGCGAAGGGGGUUUAGCCAGAGACAUGGAUCUAGACCAGUACCAAUACCAGAACCCCGAUAAUACCGAGCGCGAGCCAUCUUCCACCCGACCCGCCACUGAACCCGUCUCUCGCCCUCAUUCCCCAAACCAAACCCGAGGCGUAGCACGACCCUCACCACACAAUAAUGACAAGGUUCACCAACCACGCUUUCUGCCAGGGUUCAGCCCAAGCGGCAUGCAGCGUGCAAAGAGACCUAAGGACCCAAUACCGGGUACCGGAGUGAUGCAAAGGUUCCGAUUCCGUCCUCAGAAUCGUUGGGAGCAACCUGCCAAUCGCUGGGAUCCACAGGAUUUUAGUCGCUAUGGGUCCCCGACAUCAUUGCCUGCCAAUCAAGAGGACCGGCGCCUGUUCUCGCUCGUGGAUAGAGAGGCUGUGAACGCGCACGGAGGUGGAGGUCGCUCAGGAAUGCAAGAUCCGUUUUACCUCGAUCUGAACAGCAGUCAUCCAGGAGCAAAUCAGGGUCCUCGGCCACACUUUGUUCGGCAUAUUCCCAACACUGGCGAGCCGCAUGAGGCCCCUAUACGAAUGGUGAACUUCGGUUCGGAUCCGCGUAGCCCAGUACCACCACACGGUUCACCCCACCACUUCGCUGCGCGGCACGCCCCGGAUGAUGUGUAUCCGUAUGAUGGAGACCGGAAAUCUCGAUUCAGACAUGCGUUUGCGCCCCGGAAGGGCCCACCCAAUCCUCCCUACCCGGCAUGAGUGUGUGGCGACAAGUCUUGAGAAAAAAGCCUCUGGGAGUAAAAUCUCUGAUGGACAAAACUGAGUUGCCAUCAAUAUCGGGGACCCAAUAAAAAGACAUGAGGGUCGCGCCUCUCUUUUUUUUGUUCGAGCGCCAAAAGAAAGAAAGAAAAAAAAAAGAAAAAGA
Gamsiella multidivaricata is the source of this 3247-nucleotide messenger RNA. RefSeq lists its product as uncharacterized. The transcript is spliced from 5 exons. The record is from RefSeq and is a predicted model, not a curated record. Lineage: Eukaryota; Fungi; Mortierellomycota; Mortierellomycetes; Mortierellales; Mortierellaceae. The coding region runs from base 397 to 3081 and encodes 894 amino acids.